AUUGCCUGCUCGCUCACCUGUCAGACUGCACAGGACACUGUGGUAGAGGGAACGCUGUCCCUCCUUUUCUCUUCCCGUCUUUGUCUCUCCUUAAAUCUCACUUUCUGACCCACCUUACUUUUAUUCCCUGUUUCUCUCUGCUGUUUUUGAAGAUGUCUAAGGGCAAGGUGAAUUUUUGCAGCAAUGAGGAUAAUUUCCAGGAUUUCCAGGAACAAGGGCCAACUCUCUCAUUCAGCAACUUGCACUAUUGUAUUCAGCAGACGAGACUGUGCUUUAAGAUCGGUCCUGAAAAACACAUCCUCAAAGAUGUGAGUGGCAUCAUGAGACCUGGCAUGAAUGCUAUCAUGGGCGCAACAGGAAGCGGUAAAACAUCACUUCUAGAUGUAGUUGCAGGAAGAAAAGACCCUGCCGGACUGCGGCAAGGAAAAGUCUUAGUGAAUGGAAAAGCUGUCACAUCUGAACUCAGGCUCAGCUCUGCUUAUGUAGUUCAGGACGAUAUCCUGAUGGGCACCCUCAGUGUGAGAGAGAAUCUGUUGUUCAGUGCCAACCUCCGUCUCAACCCGAAGCAAUACUCUACUAUGGAUAAACACAGCAAAGUAAAUGCCAUCCUACAAGACCUGGGUCUCACCGACUGUGCAAACACUAAGAUAGGGACAGAGUUUAUCCGUGGUGUAUCAGGAGGCGAGAGGAAGAGGUGCAGCAUCGGGAUGGAGCUCAUCACUUCUCCGUCUCUGCUGUUUCUGGAUGAACCAACCACAGGCCUGGAUUCCAACACGGCAAACUCCCUCAUCAAACUGCUGCACGACAUGUCCAGGAGAGGUAAGACUGUGAUCUUCUCCAUCCACCAGCCACGAUAUUCCAUCUUCAAACAGUUUGAUCAUCUGACCCUGAUGCAUAAAGGGGAGGUGGUGUAUGCAGGAGCAGCAGACCAUGCACUGGAAUACUUCUCAGACCUUGGCUACCAAAUUGAAUCCUUCAACAACCCUGCUGAUUUCUUUAUGGAUGUCACAAAUGGAGAGGCAAAAUCAACAAUUAUGUCGAUCUCUGCAGAUGACAGUCAAAAUCCUUUGGCAUCAAGGUAUCGCCAGUCCUCACUGUGCCAGAGAGUCCUUGAGGAGCUCGGCCGUUUAAACCUGAGCAGUGCUGAACGCGGCAAAGGUCAAGAUGAGCCAGUUGACUAUGCAACCUCUUUUCUUUAUCAGUUACGUGUUGUGUGCGGCAGGACAGUGCGGAACUCUCUGAGGAACCCUCAGACCUCUUAUGCCCAGCUGGCUCUCACCAUCACUUUUGCUCUUCUGGUGGGGCUCAUUUAUUACCAGAUGCCACUGUCGCUGCCUGAGGCGAUACAGAACAGGUCCGGAGCGUUCUUCUUCCUCAUCAUUAACAUGGUGUUUGCGAAUCUCUCUGCUGUGGAACUCUUCAUAAACGAAAGGGUGAUCUUCAUUCAUGAAAACUCAAGCGGCUAUUAUCGCACCUCCGUCUACUUCCUGUCCAAGAUCUUUGCUGACCUCAUCCCCAACCGAGUGAUCCCCAUCAUUGUGUUUUCAUGCAUCACCUACUUCAUGAUGGGUCUGAGGUCUGGCGUUGAGGCCUUCAUGUGUUUUGUUCUGACCAUGUCUCUGGUCAGUCUGGCAGGAGUGGGCUUGGCUUUCCUCGUCUCGGCAAGUGUUUCGACAUUUGCCAUGGCUAACGUCUUAAUUGCUCUGCCCUUGGUCUUCAUGAUGGUUUUCGGUGGUUAUCUGGUCAGUCUCAACAGUAUGCUGAGCUGGCUGUCCUGGCUGCAGUGGAUCAGUAUCUUCAAAUACGGACUGGAUGCGGCAUUCAUCAACGAAAUGAGAGGACAGGCAUUCUACAGCAACCGCACAAUCAUCCCAGGCGAGGUGUUCCUGGAUCUCCGGGGCCUGGAUUACUCUGCGUGGGGCUUCUGGCAGAACCACGUGGCUCUGCUGGGAAUGACAUUUGUCUGUAUGUCUCUGGCCUAUGUGCAGCUGCGACGAAUCAACCGCUGGAAAUGACACCUCUCCAUUAGUUUUUAUACAUCUGUCAACCAUGCACUGUCUUCAUCUGGUUUAUGUAGCAGAAGAGAAGAAAAAAAAAAAACUUUAAACCAGUGUUUCAGUGUUUCUGC
Solea senegalensis (Senegalese sole) is the source of this 2128-nucleotide messenger RNA. RefSeq names its product ATP-binding cassette, sub-family G (WHITE), member 2b (gene abcg2b). The transcript is spliced from 15 exons. The record is from RefSeq and is a predicted model, not a curated record. NCBI's taxonomy places the organism in Eukaryota, Metazoa, Chordata, Actinopteri, Pleuronectiformes, Soleidae. The coding region runs from base 153 to 2015 and encodes 620 amino acids. Gene Ontology annotation, molecular function: ATP hydrolysis activity; ABC-type transporter activity; ATP binding. Gene Ontology annotation, cellular component: plasma membrane.